AGAGUGAACCCUGUGCAUCGGUAGUGGACUGCGCGGCGGUUCUGCACAGACCACAGUCGUCCGAAGACCUCCGUCGCCGUCGUAGUGCUUCUUUUUUCUCUUCUGUCUGUGUUUACAGGUGGGUAAAUAUUAUUGCACCAAAAGGGAACAAUUAUCGUGUAACUGCGUGUUGCGCGUUUAAUUGAAUAAGCGGUAGGCACUCGAACUCCGAAUACAAUAAUUAAUGUCUCCGCGAUGUUAUGUAGAUGCCGUUCUUAGUAAAAUAACGCCAAUUGUAUUUUACGUAUUUUGCAUAUUUUGGCGGUUUUACAUUGUUUCGCAUUAUUGCGACGCAUAUUUUUAUUAAUUAUUUUAUUUAGUGCAAUAUUAAGUAAAUACAAACUCACCGACAAACGAAAUAAUUAUUAUUAUUAUUAUAGUCAAGUAGCCGUUUGAACCGUUUCAAGUCGCUGACAUAGUCACUGGCAACUGCAAUACUGUCCCGUCACAUACCGGCAACAGGAUCGUUUCGAAUAUUAUUAGCAACCGAUUAUUCGUUUAAAGGUAUAUAUUUUUAUUUUAUUUUUUUUUUUUCUAAAAUCAUAUUUUAAGACGUACGUCGGGUUAGGUUAAGUUAUUUACGCGUAAAUUUGCGUUCAACGAUUUUGCGCCAAUAUACAGUUUUAAUGUUAUAGAGUCAAUCGAUCCGUUAUCAAAUUCAAUGGGGGGGGGGGAACACGCGUUUGAUACGUUGAAAUUUUCGUUAUUUCAAUAUUUUCAUGCGAUAACAGAGCUUGCGGAAUUUUACAAUUGAAAAUAAAAAAAGUGUAGCCCUGUUUGAAAAUUGAAAUCCCAAGAAAACCUACUAUCAAACAGUGUUAGACUUUAUUCCUUUCGAGUUCGAUAACCAGAGAAUCCGCUCAGAUAUCAAAACGAACAGAGCGAAAUUAGUUCUAAAUAGGAACGCAAAUUUCCUUUGGCGUACGUUUUUAAGACGGAGACGACAAAUUAUUAGAACUGUACCGAUUUAUGUUAUGAUAUAUUAUGAUGCCGAUAUAAAAAACCAAUAACUGAUCUGAUAUUUUAUUUUCUUGGAUCCAGAAACCGAUAUGAAAAAACCGAUUUUUCUUUUAGAUUUUGAGCGGAACCAGAAAUGUAUUGGUUUUACAAUGGUUUUUAUUUUAUUUUGCUCUGAUUUACAAUGAUAGCACUUUUUCUAAAAGGAAAUCUGGCUGGGGAAGUACUUUAAAGUGGCCAUUUUUUGAUAUUCCCUGGAGUUUUCCCAAUAAAUAGGAAAACAUGGGGAAUAUAGGUACAAUAUUAAACAGAUAUUUUUAAAGAAAAUAUACAAUGCAUAUGUAAUUAUGUUACCAUAAUUUGAUGCAUAUUGUUGAUAAUAACCAACACUAUCAACCGAAUUCCGCUCAGAAUCGUUUUUUUUCGUUAGCAAUAGUUGCUUACAGAUAUUAUAUAUUAAAUUAGAUACCUAUAUUAGUGAUUGCACGCGUCCCCCCCCCCCAUUAUCCUAUAGGAAAGCUUUUUUUUCGAUAAAAAUAUAAUUUUAAUGCUAAUUUAUACAGUUUUCGUACUGUUAAACCGAAAAUAAUUCGUAAAGAGAAAAGAUUUGGAAUAAACGAGCCACUAUUAUUAGUAAAUUGUAUUAUAAUUGAUAUUUAGGUAUAAACUGUAAACUAUAGGUAUAACGCGCUAUACAUCAUAUGUUUAUACUAUUAACGGUCUGUGGUUAAACCUGGCAAGACGGUACCCGUGAUGGAAAAUACAAACGUAAAACAUUAAUAUUGUACCUAUAGAGUGAUCAACAAAAUGCAAUACGCUCGUUGUCCCGGAAAGAGUUAAUUGUUUAAUUUUUUUUUUUUUUUUUUUUAAGACUAUAAGCGCAAAUAUAAGGUAGAACGAGGCUUUUCUACAAAUCCAUAAAUUAUAAAUUAUUAAUGUAUUCACUUCUUGGCCAAAAAAAAAAAAAGUCAAUUUUUGUUAUAUCUUAGACCCAGUUGCUGAGAUUGUAAAUCGUUUUUUGAUUUUUCCAGCAGUUUUCAUAAUAAUAUUGGGAAAAACAGAAAAAAUAUGAAAAUGAAAACGAACAAAUUUAUUUUUUUAUCCAUUUCGGAAUAAACCUUCUUGAGUGUAUACUAUAUAUAUAUAUAUGUAGGUAUCUAUUUACGCAUAACUGAGACUAAUCCUUACAUUUUUAAUACGAUUUUUUUCUUCUCUCACUCGCUUAUAUCUAUAAUACGUAUCCAAUUAUAACGUUCACAGUGUUGUACGUAGGACACUCAAAAAAAAAAAAUAAUAAAAUAACUAUUGUUUAUUACUAUUAUUAUUAUUUAUUUCGACGAUAUUUUUGAUUAAAUACGAUUUUUUUUUUUCUGUGAGCAUAUUACAUUAUACUUUCGAGUGUACACAGGUAGACGAUUGUAGAUCAUUAUAAAUAUGUGGUUCCCGACCUUUUUGUGACCAUUAACAAUACAUUGGGUUAGAUAUUAUCGAAUAUCCUCCCCCCUCCCUCCCCUCCCCAAAAAAAAUUUAAUUUAAAAACCUAAAUAAUAUUUUUAAUCGACGAUACCGAUCAAUGAACACGGCAUCGAUAAGUAGGUAUUUGAGUGUACGACACUAAUUGGCUAGCAGUGUACGACUGACAGUUGCAAACCAUUGUAUAUUGAUAUAAUUUUAUAAUAAGAUAUCUGUCAUCUUUUAUCUGAUUGUCCAUUGGAUGUUCCAUAAAGGAAUUUUUCGAAUGUUUAUACAAGUUGUCGAUAGACGAACGCUGUAACAAAAAUAAUCCUAAGAAACCUAAAAUAACAAUGUAAAAAUAUCAUAAAAACUACAAGAAACUGCCGGUCUUAGUUCAUAUGGUUAAAUCUUAAAUGGAUAUAAUAAAUAUUUGAAAUACAACUCAAGUAAUAAUAUAUUUAAUAUUUAACGUCCUAAUAGUACUAUAUAGAAAUAUUAUUAAAAUUUCAUAAUAUUUACAUUACAAAUUUCAAAUAUUAUUGUUGGUAAAAUUAAAAAAAAAAUAAUAAUAAUAAUAAUAAUCAAUUUAAUUGGAGAUAUUCAAGGGAUAUAUCUUCGUGGGACAACCUGUAUAAUUCAUAAUAAUACGUGAUGCAUGAAAUAACAAAUAAAAAAAAAAUUGGCCUUAUCUUUAACACUCAGAAAAUUUCGUUUUACUCCCAGGUCGAGAACCGCUAUUCUAAAUUAUGGAAUAAUUCUACUCGAGUGUUACAUCGAUCCAUUGCCAUCAUAUUUGUGAUCAAUUUAUCACCAUUUCUUGUACUAUCCCUGUCUAAAUUUUAGUAUUUUUGUUAAAAUGUAGAUGAAAUGAGGAGGGGGGGGGAUGGGCAUUUGAAAAUUUUAAAUUAAUAUCGAUGUAAAAUAUAUGGAAUAGGGGUACAAAUUGAAAAAUGGGUUGGUUAAAAUAUAUAAGUAAUUAAUCAUUUCGUAAUGAUUAAAAUAAAAAACGGAAAUCAAAUUUAUUUAAAAUCCUAGAAAAUUGCUAAGUCGUGAUAAAAUAAUCGCUCAGUCCAAAAGCUGAAUGAAUAGACGUAUAUAUUUAUUUUUGUUGUUUUUUUUUUUGUGAAAAAUUGUAUAAAAAAUAUCGAUCUCGUAUAAAAAAAAAAAAUUGAUUUAGGACGCCGCAGGUAUGUAUUUAUAAUAUAAAAAUGGUGACGGAUACGCCGUCCGCCGCCGUCUAUCUCCUCGCUUUUGUGGUUGUAGAAUUAUUGUUCUUACUAUUUCUUUUCGUACCGCUGAAUAACUUAUAAUAUUGUUCCUACUUAUCGAGUAUAAUAACACUUUCUAAAUUUAGAACAAGUGAGUAUUGGAUUGUGGUUGUUUUUUUUUUUUUUUCGAAAAAGUAAAACGAUUCAAGAUCGUUAACACGUUAACAGCCGCCGCUACUUAUAUAUUGACGCGAAUAGGCCGAUGGGAAAUAUUGCUAUUGUACGUAAACACGAAUAUUCAAAGUUAACAAAAAAAAAAAAAAAAAAUAAUACUAAUAAUAGUAAUAUAGUAUUUUUUAUUUUUAAUCUAGUUUAGAUCAUAACAAAUUAUCAUCGUAUGAAUACUUAUUUAUUUAUUUAUUUAUUUAUUUCGUAUGGCAUUGUAUGCCUGCUAAAUUACGAUCACUAUGGUGUUUAUCUUGGAAUUUGAAUAUUAUUUUUGAAUUUGACUCUCACAGCUGCUGCAGUCAUCAGCUACUAAUGUGCCUAAAUAAAAGUACCUACACGUUUGUCGAACACAGACGUUACAUCUAAAUUUCGUGUAGCCAGUCGCUACGUUUCGUCUUUGGCUUUCCGUUGUCACUUAGCAUGUGCAUAUAGUAUCGCGUACCAAUCUAUUUGAACUCUGGAGUUUAGGCAAGUACAUAUUUUCUAAUUAUAAUUUACACCAAUUUAAAUAACUAUACGGAUAUUAUUAUUUAUAAAUUUACAAUUAUUAUUGGAUACGUACAAAUGUACAUAUACAUCUUUACAGUCCCGUACGUUUCCCCGUCCCUCCCCCACUUGAUUUUAAAGUAUGACAUUUUUCUUGGCCCAACCGUUAGUAUUGAAUAGUAGAACAAAAGUACCUAACCUAACCUAUACCGUACAUAGGUAAUGAUAUUUAGGUAGACAUAUUUGUAUACAUUUUUCGCAAGUAAUCGAAUGAAAAUUAGUUAUGGUUAUUUAUUAAAUACUUACAAUUAUUCGAAAAUAGACCAGUAAGAAAGAGAUAGUAAUAUAAGCGUACGCACGAGGUAGGCAGGAGAGGCGGCAGUCCCCGGUGAGAUUUUCCACAAAAAUAUUUUUUAAAACAAUAUGUUAGAUAUACAUUUUUUUUUAAAUAUUAAACCCUAAGCUACCUUUAAUUUUGACCCCCCUCCUCGAAUACUCAACUAAGCCUCCUAAAAUAAAUUCCUCAUCAAGUAAAUACUAAGUAUAGAUUUCAAUAUUAUCGGGGCUUAAGCCACCUUCAAAAAUAUUGGCAUUAAUUUUGCUUAUGUUUUUUGUGUACCUUAGGUUAAAAAUCAUUGUCAUGGGGAUAAGCACCAGAAAUAAGAAACAAUUCAUUACAUUUAAGUACAAAUACAUUUAUUUUACGAAAUAAAUAAAAAUGAAAACUUGUUUGUUAUCAUUUAAACUGUCCUCUCAAAUUAUAUCGUGUUCAAUUUUUGGAACUUCGUGUAGAUAUAAUGGUACCUAGGUGGAAAAAUUUUUUUUUUAACAACUUAAAUUUUUAGAUUUUGAGCGCAGCGAGGGAGCUAUUGAUUUUACAAUGCUGUUUAUUUUUUAUUUUUUCUUUCUUUGUUCUAGUCUGUGGACACGCUUUUCCCUAGUAAACUUGCUCGUGUGACUAUUUCUCCGAAAGCUUAAGUUAUCUAGAUGGUACAUUAUAUCGGUAGUUUUUUAAUUUUCAACGAAAUUUUUUAAAUAAAAUCACUCAAGUUGGAAAAAACGUAGGAAAACUUACAAUUUCACGGUUUCAUUAUUUUAUAAAAACACGGACGAUGUUUUCUACCAGAAAAAAUGAUUAAAUCGAACAAUCACAAGAUAUCUUUGUUAUUUACAUUCAUAGCCAAAACUUUCGAGAUUUUAAAAAAUUUUAAUUCUUUGGAGUUUUUUACUGUAAUUCGGUUAUAUAUACGCGUAGACACCUGAAACUUGGUAAUAAUACUUAUAUUGGACUUACCUAGACGUAAUAAAAUUUCCAAAAUCAUCGGACGACUUUUUUUUUUUAUUUAAUAAGCGUUAUGAAAUAAAAUUUAAACGGUUAUCGCAAAAAAAAAAAAAAAUUAACGGCACUUCAAAUUGUAUGUAUUACCGAACUGCGCUCAGAAUCGUCUUCGUCAAGCAAUGGUUUAUCGGUGCUUACAGAUAUAAAUGAAAUAACCUUAUGUAUCCUAUCCACCCAACUUCUCAUCCACAACAGUGGCCGCUCCCAUUCCCAGUAUUGGCUCUAUUUUUUUUUUUUUUUUGGAAAUCGGAAGAGGGUAAUGUUAAAUUUAUACGGUUUUCUUAACGAAAAAAAGAGGUGGCUGUUGGCGUUCACGAGGUUAAGGUAAUUGUUUUGUCGUAUCUCGGAAAUGAUCACGUGGACACCGCUGGAUUCUGUUUUUCCGGGGACGUGAGAGUGUAUGCCUAUCCGCCCCUGAAUUUAGCGUGUACCUAUAUAUGUGUAAUAAAAUAUUAAUUAUAACGCGUAUUUUGCUGUUUACGUGUGCGAUACAGAUGGCUGCGUCAGACUACAAGAAGUCGACGGUGCAGCAGAUAAAGGACGCUCCGCUGGAAGAGUUGCGCAAGGACGCGCGCGUGUGGAUGGCGUACGAACGCGGGUGGUGCGACUUUAUGCAGGCCUACGUGGGCGCGCAGCUGAUGCAGUCCAACGCGGAAGUCGAGCUGUGCGACUAUGUGAACUAUCACACGAGGCGUACGCGACAGUUGGCCGCGGCCGGGAACGGGACGGACGCCGACGAGAUGGAACGCGAGCGCGACCGUCGCCAGCGCGCCGGACGGCCCGUCGCCACCGUAUCGGCCGCCCGCCGCCGGUGCGUGGACAAGACCGGGGCCGCGGUCGAGCCGGAGGACGACAGGGCUGCAGAACAGGAACGCGGCCGUCGCCGCCGCGCGCACUCGCCGGACGACGACGACCGUGACGCCGCCGUCUCGGCCGUCCAGGAGUCCAUGGGCCGGAUCACACUGGCGGACUGGCCGGCUUCCGGAACAUCCGACGAGGACGGUCGUUUCCGUUCGGUUUGAGACAGUGCAGAACUCGCGUGCGAACAAUAUCAUUUUACACAGCCUUAGCAUUAUCAAUAUUAUUGUAUCGGUACAUAAUAAUAUUAUUAUUAAACCUACGUACGAAAAUAUUUUAUAAUUUCAUGUAAACAAUAAUGUUAUAUAUUUGCGAAUUAUUUUAUUACAUUACGAACUGAUAUUAUUAUCAUAAUACGCUUAUCACAUCAUUGAUUAUUUUUGCAUCGAAUAUUGUAAUUCGAUAUACUAUACUUAUUUAGAAUUUUUUUUUUUUUUUUUUAUUUAUAC
Cinara cedri is the source of this 7019-nucleotide messenger RNA. The record is from the annotation of a GenBank genome assembly. Lineage: Eukaryota; Metazoa; Arthropoda; Insecta; Hemiptera; Aphididae.